AGAAGCACUUAGUAAUUGACAGCUGAUACUGCCCCUGAGGGACCCGUGCCCCUGCCAUGGCUUGCACUUCCAGCAUGGAGUCCUUGCAGCCCGGUACAAAUGUGAAAUAGACCAUAAGGGGCGGAAGUUUGUAUGCAUGGUGCAAAUAGCUACGGGCAACUUGGCCUUGGCCAUAAGGAAGAUGUUCUUUUGCCCCAGCAACUGAGUGACUUCUGUAAACCUGAGUGUAUCAGGAGGAUCACUGGAGGAGGGGGCCACUCUGCUGUUGUCACAGAUGGUGGAGGCCUUUUUGUUUGUGGCCUGAACAAAGAUGGGCAACUGGGUCUUGGUCACACAGAAGAUGUUCUGUAUUUUACUGCCUGCAGAUCGCUCCUUGGCUGUCCUAUCCUACAGGUGGCCUGUGGCUGGGAUUUUACCAUUAUUCUCACAGAGAGUGGUCAAGUUUUGUCAUGUGGAUCCAACUGCUUUGGCCAGCUAGGAGUUCCUCAUGGCCCUCGAAGAUGCGUGGUUCCCCAGGCCAUUGAGCUCCUGAGAGAGAAGGUUGUUUGCAUUGCUGCUGGACUGAGGCAUGCUUUAGCUGCUACAGCAAAUGGCAUCGUGUUCCAGUGGGGGACUGGUUUGGCAUCAUCUGGACGGCGGCUGUGCCCUGGGCAGACUCUCCCACCAUUUUUGACAGCAAGGGAACCCAGCAGAGUGACAGGCCUGGAGAAUUCUAAAGUAACCUGUGUUCUUGCUGGCUCGGAUCACUCAGCCUCGCUGACAGAUGCAGGAGAGCUGUAUGUUUGGGGAAGCAACAAGCAUGGGCAACUGGCUUCCUUGGCUGCUUUUCUUCCUAUGCCCCAGAAAAUAGAAGCACACUGUUUUCAGAAUGAAAAGGUCACUUCUGUCUGGAGUGGGUGGACACACCUGGUUGCUCAGACAGAAACUGGCAAGGUGUUUACCUGGGGCCGAGCAGACUACGGUCAACUAGGGAGGAAGCUGGCGUCUCCUGAAGACUGGAAACUACAAAGUCAGGAUCCAUCGUAUCCCCACUCAGGACCUCGGAAGAGCAUGCCUUCGCCUCUGCACUGCCUAACAGGAGCAACUGAGAUCUCUUGUGGCUCAGAGCAUAAUCUGGCUGUGAUUGGAGGGACGUGUUACUCUUGGGGCUGGAACGAGCACGGCAUGUGCGGGGAUGGCUCUGAAGACAACAUCUGGGCCCCGAAGCCUGUUCAGGCUCUGCGCUCGUCACUGGGACUCCUCGUGGGCUGUGGGGCUGGCCACUCCCUGGCCCUCUGCCACCUGCCAGUUCUUCCUGAGUUGGGCCAACACCCCAAGGUCACUGGCUCUUCCCCAGAUGCCACUGAGGAUGCUGAAUCUCAGGAAGCCAUGGACAAAGAGAGAAAUUGGAAGGAAAGGCAACCAGAAGCUUCUGCCCAAAGCCAAUAUGGCAGGUCCAGAAAUGGGGGGCUUGUGACAGAGGCCCUUUAAUAAAGUGACUUUUCCCACUCA
This is a messenger RNA of Mustela lutreola (European mink), 1491 nucleotides long. It is a transcript of the gene SERGEF, whose product is annotated as secretion regulating guanine nucleotide exchange factor. The coding region runs from base 133 to 1470 and encodes 445 amino acids. NCBI's taxonomy places the organism in Eukaryota, Metazoa, Chordata, Mammalia, Carnivora, Mustelidae. The transcript is spliced from 11 exons. The record is from RefSeq and is a predicted model, not a curated record.